AUGCCUCUGUUCUACGGGACUACACUUUUCACGGGCUUGUGCUACCCCCGUGAUCAACAGCGGGUGUUUCUGCCUCGCGCGGCGGUUCUCGGCCCGGUCGCGGAUUGGAGCACGUACACGAAUUGCUAUGGGAGGCGGUUGGCCAAAUAUGACGGGCAGGCGGGGACGGCGUUGAUUGUGUUGGAUCCGGCGAGCCACAAGGGGAAUGGGUUGAAUGAGACGGCCUUUAUGGCGAGGCUGUUGAGCGAGUUGAGGGCCAAGGGCGUGUCCAAGUACGCGGUGCCGAGGCUGGUGAUGGUCCAGGAAGACUUGGUGGAUGCGGGCGUUACGUUUAAGCAGGCGAAGAAUGUAGUCAAGAAUAUUGAUUAG
Molecule: messenger RNA, 369 nt
Organism: Fonsecaea multimorphosa CBS 102226
Lineage: Eukaryota; Fungi; Ascomycota; Eurotiomycetes; Chaetothyriales; Herpotrichiellaceae
Exons: 2
Coding region: 1-369 (122 amino acids)
Source: RefSeq, a predicted model, not a curated record